CCCCUGCUCCAAGUUGACCUUCACCCCCUUCUCUUCGAGUCUUUUUUUUUUGUUUUUCCAUUUUCCUGUUUUGACUUCAAAAGCUUCAUCCCCUUCUUGCGAACGUAGACGCUUCUCUCGCUCCCGUCUCUCAGUCGCAGUAAUCAAUUUCUCGACUUCCUCCUUUUGGACUGCCUGGCUGAAUACCAGAACACAGGAUAUGCUUUGCACUGCUCUCAGUUUCACGGCAGCGGCGGCGGCGAAGGGGACGGCGCGCGCGCUCUGCAGUCGAGAUGAGUGCCGGCGAUGUGGUCUGCGCCGGCUGGCUCAUUAAGUCUCCCCCGGAGAAGAAACUCAAGAGAUUUGCGUGGAGAAAACGCUGGUUUGUCCUGCGACGAGGUCGCAUGAGCGGCAACCCCGACGUGCUGGAGUACUACCAGAGCAAGAGUUCCAAAAAGCCGAUCCGCACCAUCGACCUGAAAGAGUGCAAGGUGGAAAUGCUGAACGGGCAGCUGGGGAUCAAGCGUGACUUCCGGGAGAAGCACCUCUUUGUGGUCAAGACCUCGGCUCGAAUGUUCUACCUGGUGGCCAAGACCGAAGAGGAGAUGAACGGCUGGAUCAGCAGCAUCAGCCGCAUUUGCCACUUUGGCGAACAACAGGAAGCAGGGAGUGCAGAAGGCGGCUUUCCUCACACUCCGCCGUCACUUCAGCCGCCAAGCGACGGCUCGGACCGAGCGUCUCCGUCAAGUCAACGGGAUCGCAGUCCCCCCGCAGAUUAUCUCGUCCUUUCACAAUGCAGGACGGGGAGUCAAAGCGCUUGUCGACACGGCAGCUUCUCAAACUCAGAGACGUCUUUGGAGCAGAAGUCAGCGGAAGACGCGCCCUCGCCUCCCUGCGGCGACUCCUCGUCGUCGUCAUUUCACUGGAUUUCUCAGUUUCGCCUGAGUCCGUCUCCUUCGAAACCCGGGAGCUCGGCCAACCCUCCACUCAGCGCCCCGUGCGCGGCCUCGGCGCCACCUUCCUCUUCGUCGCCGCUCCGUCUCUGCGCCAUGAGCGUCUUCCGGUUUGACAAACCCGACCCCUGUGCGUCAUUUGAGGCCGCCGGCGACGGGCAAACACCUCCUCCGCUGCCACCUAAGCCCGACGAAGGCUUUCGCAGGCCGAGGGCGAUGAGCGCGCGGCAUUUCCCGAAACACGUUGCGCUGCUUUCCCGGAGGACUUCUUUGUCAUGCCUGGACCAGUUUACAAUCGGAAAUGCUGACAGCAGAGCAACAGGCAACAGAAGGCAGACUCUUCAUUUGCAGUCCGGUUGGUUUCAACGCCAGCGAGAUGAGUCGUACAUCCCCAUGGUUUCUGCGUCUUCCUGUGUCGACGGCGAGGGUUACAUUCCCAUGAGCCCCGCCGUGAGGAUCCCGGAGACGCAAGGCAAAGUCGAGGCCGCCAAGACUCUCAGCUCUCUCGCGUGCCAACCCGGGGAAGCGACGCCUCCUCCGAUACAUCGCCAUCUCAAACCUUGCUUGAGGAGAGCUCGACCCCCGCCUCUCGACUUGAGAGGCCUCUCCACCAUCACGGAAAAUCCCGCUCCUCACCUUUUAAGCAGAACAAAGGCUGAAUCUCGCUUUUCUGGAAUGUGUUUGGCUCACGAAGGAAGUCUUGAGAAUGGCGACAGUCCGAGCGAUGAAGACACGCAAACUGCCGCAACGGAGUCGAGAGCACAAUUCCCCCUCAGCCUGGACGGAGUCGUUCCACCCCGGGCACGAAGAUCCAACCUCGACUACUUGUCGCUGGAUUUCAACUCCGCUUCUCCUUCCCCCGUACAGAAGAAGCCUCUGCUUUGCGACGAACGCCGCGUGGAUUACGUGCAGGUGGACGAGAGGAAGACUCAGGCGCUACAAAACACUAAGAUGGAGUGGACGGACGUGCGGCAGUCCAAAACAUAAUUCAAGUAGAAAGUGACGCGUUUUGGUUUGAUAUCAUCGAAAAACAAUAUCGACGUGAACGCCGCAACAUCUGCAACUUGCACUGGAUAAAUAACAGGAAAAUCUGUUGGAUCAGUUCUCAUUGAGCUGAAACGUAGAAUUAUGUCUUUAUGUACAUUUGGGAAGAAAUCCUCAUCAAGAAGAAAGACAUUUCAACAAUAAAACAUGACUAUACUGUAUGAAUUAUGUAUUUUUCAGAAUGGCCCGAUUCACAGUAUUUCAGUCAAAAUUUUCCAUCCAUCUUCGAUAACAUUCGUCAGAAUUUGAGUCACAGGUGAGCCGCGAGGGGCGGGUUGAGACCCGGAUUGGCUGCCAGUCGCUCACGUUUGCAUGUACUGAAUGGAUAAGAAGAAACAAGUCGGUGUGCCUGAAGGUGGAGAGCCCAGAGAAAACUCCUGCGAACUUGAGCAGAACCCGCAAACUCCACGAAGGAAAGCUUGAGACAACUCUGAGACAGAUCUGCUGACCGUCCCUGUUUCCUUUGCCCACAUGUCCGUUGAAAUCCACACCAAUCACAACUUUCUCGCUAUCUGGGAUGCUCAGAACCACUUCAUCUACUCGUUUCUUCCGGAAUUUCUCUUUCAACUUUCGCUCACAUCCCACCUAUGGGCCAUAGCCGCCAAUCGCCCUCCAUUCCAAAUAUCAGCCUCGUCACUCGAUCUGAUACUCUUUACACCUCCGAGACAACCUUAGCCUGCUCUUCCUUUAAAAUCAGCCCUCCUCCAUGGUAAAAGAAUUGAAAUCCUUUCAAGCUGCUCUCUUGGACGCGGAAUACGUCAACCUUUCCCCGAAUCGCCCGAGGUUUUCCUGUCACGGUCUCAACAUUCAAAAUCCUCACAAUCAGUUGUAGGCUCUGUGCAUUCCUCUUCUUCUUCCGCCGACGAAUCCUUGCCAUGACUAAAAAAUAAAAUAAAA
Syngnathoides biaculeatus (alligator pipefish) is the source of this 2873-nucleotide messenger RNA. RefSeq names its product GRB2 associated binding protein 3 (gene gab3). The transcript is spliced from 10 exons. NCBI's taxonomy places the organism in Eukaryota, Metazoa, Chordata, Actinopteri, Syngnathiformes, Syngnathidae. The record is from RefSeq and is a predicted model, not a curated record. The coding region runs from base 273 to 1919 and encodes 548 amino acids.